This is a messenger RNA of Linum trigynum, 2034 nucleotides long. The record is from the annotation of a GenBank genome assembly. Lineage: Eukaryota; Viridiplantae; Streptophyta; Magnoliopsida; Malpighiales; Linaceae.
AUGGUUGUUGCCAUGGACCUAAAUGCUUCACCCCUGCCUGAAGACGAGGAGGAUAAUUUCGAAAAUCACGUUGAACAAUACAUUGCUCCUGACGAACGCAUUGAGAGUGGCGCUGAACUUGCACGCCGGGAGCGGGAAGAAAGGAUAAAGCGUAGGAAAACAGAUCGCGGGGAUGACGUGCACUCUUAUGCGUCUCGGCAGCUAGGGGAUAAUCAAAUUUAUCAAUCCAAACCCCAAAAGGCGUAUGAUAAAAGCAAACUCCCUCCUGGAUGGGUGGAGUGCACUCCUUCUGGUCAAGACAUAUGUGGAAUGGUUCCAUCUAAGGUUCCACUCGGUGAAAUGUACUAUGAACACAUUCCAGCUGGUAAAAGAUAUUCUUUCAAGCAAGUAAUUCAUCAACAAAGAGUUUCAGGAAGAAAACUUGGUUUGGUGAUUGAUUUGACAAAUACGACUCGUUACUACUCAACCAAUGAGCUUAAAAAGGACGGCAUCAAGCAUAUUAAGAUUCAAUGCCGAGGCCGGGAUGCUGUACCUGAGAAUGUGGCUGUAAAUCAAUUUGUCUAUGAGGUCAUGCAGUUCCUCUCGCAGCAGAAACUUUCAAAGAAGUAUAUUCUUGUUCAUUGCACACAUGGACACAAUCGCACAGGGUAUAUGAUUGUACAUUUCCUAAUGCGUACACAAUCGAUGUCUGUCACUCAGGCAAUAAUGAGUUUUGCCAAAGCACGUCCUCCUGGAAUCUACAAACCAGAGUAUAUUGAUGCUCUAUAUGCUUUCUAUCAUGAGAAGAGGCCAGAUGAUAUGUUCUGCCCACCAAUCCCAGAAUGGAAGAGAUCUUCUGAAUUCGAUCUUAAUGGUGAAGCAGUACCUGAUGAUGAUGAUGAUGACAAUUCAGUUGCUCCUUUGCAUAGCAAUCAAGAAAUUGAAGCCAAGUUGACAAAUGAUGAUGUCUUGGGGGAUGAUAUACCUUUUGACCAGCUCAAUGCACUGCGGCAUACCUGCUAUCAAAUGUUAAAGAUGACUAUGCCAGGAAGAGGACCCCCACAAUUUCCUGGUUCACACCCAGUAUCUUUGAACAGAGAAAAUUUACAGCUAUUAAGGCAGCGUUACUAUUAUGCAACAUGGAAAGCUGAUGGGACACGUUAUAUGAUGUUAAUCACAAUGGAUGGGUGUUAUUUGGUUGAUCGGAGUUUUAAUUUUCGAAGGGUUCAGAUGAGGUUUCCUUGCAAGGGUGGAAGUGAUGUUUCGUAUGAUAAGACACAUCAUUUUACCUUACUUGAUGGUGAGAUGGUUAUCGAUACCUUGCCCGACACGCAGAAGCAGGAGAGAAGAUACCUCAUCUAUGAUUUGAUGGCAAUCAAUCAUGUCUCCGUUGUAGAGCGGCCUUUCAGUGAGCGAUGGAAAAUGAUCGAGAAGGAAGUGCUCGGACCUCGAAAUGCUGAACGUCAUAAUGCCUACCACAGCAGAGAAUUCUCCUAUCGAUAUGAGUUGGAACCCUUCAGGGUUAGAAGGAAGGAUUUCUGGUUGCUUUCUACAGUCACCAAGCUUUUAAGGGACUUCAUUCCUAAGCUUUCACAUGAAGCAGAUGGACUUAUUUUCCAGGGAUGGGAUGAUCCGUAUGUGCCAAAGACUCACAAUGGCCUUUUGAAGUGGAAGUACCCAGAAAUGAACUCUGUUGACUUCUUAUUUGAGGUUAAUGCUGAUGGUCGACAGUCACUGUGUCUGUUUGAACGUGGGAAAAAGAAACCAAUGGAUGGGCAAAGAGUUGAAUUCAAAGAUGAUGCUGAUCCUUCUUCUUAUUCGGGGAAGAUCAUUGAGUGUUCCUGGGAUAAACACAAAGAGGUCUGGGACUGCAUGCGUGUUCGGACAGAUAAAAACGCGCCUAAUGAGAUCAACACAUACAGGAAGGUGAUGCGAAGCAUAACAGACAACAUAACGGAGGCUGUCUUGUUGGGUGAGAUCAAUGAGAUAAUUCGGUUGCCGAUGUACGCGGAUAGGAUAAAUAAUGACAGCAAAGCUGCAGCACGGAGAAGGUGA